Molecule: messenger RNA, 1700 nt
Organism: Perca fluviatilis (European perch)
Lineage: Eukaryota; Metazoa; Chordata; Actinopteri; Perciformes; Percidae
Gene: zdhhc12b
Product: zinc finger DHHC-type palmitoyltransferase 12b
Exons: 5
Coding region: 524-1336 (270 amino acids)
Biological process (GO): peptidyl-L-cysteine S-palmitoylation; protein targeting to membrane
Cellular component (GO): endoplasmic reticulum; Golgi apparatus
Molecular function (GO): protein-cysteine S-palmitoyltransferase activity
Source: RefSeq, a predicted model, not a curated record
AGGAUAAGUUUGAGAAUGUUUUACAUUUUUGAGGAGGAGGUUGAUCUAUCAUCUCGGGGCAGUGUUGCGUUUAAUGUCCCUCCCGGCCACUCUAUCCUGGGCUGUCUCGUGACCGGCGCUGGCCAAUCACAGCUGAGACUGCACAGGGACGACAACAACAACAAAAUAAAUGCAGAAGAAUGCUAGAACGAACCAAGCUUAAACUCAAAUAUUGUGUAUUUUUACUUGUAUAUUCAGCGUUUGGCUCAGUCACAAAUGAAAAACCAAAUAGAUUGAACCGUCGCAGGCUAGCGCUAGUGUUAGUUAAUGCCCUGGCGACAUUAACGUUAGCUAACGCUAGCUUUCUGACGGGACGCUUUUUUAUGUUUCAGGAAUGCUAGUUGUUUAGGUUAACGUGCUGGAUAUCAUUUUGCCAUUAGCUAAGGCUACUAUCGUUACACACCGACUAUCCGGUCACUCUGAACCGAACAUCCAGGUCCAUCUAAAGAUAGCGAUGGACGCUCUAACAUGCUAGUAUAGGACCAUGUUCAAAAAUGUUUUUGGCUCAGGGUUUCUGGUAAGAACAGCUCAUGUGAUUUUGACAUGGGUCAUAACGUUAAUACUCUUCCUACAUGAUACAGAGCUGAGGAAGCAGGAGGAGACAGGCCAGCUUGUCCAGCCUGUGCUCUUCGUCCUGUUGGUGCUGGUGUCGGUGUUGCUCUAUUUCGCCGUUUCUCUGAUGGACCCAGGCUUCAUUUUGUCUGAUGACAGCGAUUUACAGUUCACGCUGGGAGUGACUGAGGAGCAGCAGGACAUGAUCCCACCCACCACCAAAUCCCUUCGGCAGCGCCGUUGUGGCCACUGUCUGCUGCAGCAGCCAAUGAGAUCAAAGCACUGCCAGACGUGUCAGCACUGUGUCCGGCGUUACGACCAUCACUGCCCCUGGAUUGAGAACUGUGUGGGUGAGAGGAACCACCGCUGGUUUGUGCUUUACCUUGCUGUCCAGCUGCUAGUGCUGCUGUGGGGGCUGCACAUUGCCUGGACGGGCUUCAGUUACGCACCCACAUGGCAGCUGUGGUUGCGUGCCAAUGGCACGCUGCUGGCCGUGGCCGUGCUGGUGGCUCUGCUCUCGCUGAUUGUGCUGCUCUUGCUCGGCUCCCACCUUUACCUGGUUUCUCUCAACACCACCACCUGGGAGUUCAUGUCACGCCACCGCAUCUCCUACCUCAAGCACUGCGGCGCUGAUGAAAACCCCUUUGACCGUGGCACCUUCCACAACCUUUGGGGUUUCUUCUGCGUGUGGGGCACAGUGGUGUGGGAACAGGUGUACUUCAGGGAGGGCAGCGACCAAGUCUAGUGACACAUGACAAGCAUUAACACGCGGGAAGGAAUUUCACUCACGAACAACCUUCCUGGAUUUUGGGAUCAGACGCUUGACCACAAAGUUGAGAGAUAAACUAUCCUUGUGUGCGGUUUACCUUUUAUGUAAACGCUAAUGUUGUCCCACAUUUCCGUUCAUAUCAACAUAUCUUUCAUUGGUUCAUCCCUGCACUGUUGUUACAGUCCACAUUUCCUGUUUUUUCCUCCUCUCCCCAUGUAGCUGUUAACAGUUUGAAUAGCAGGUUAACAGCACUACAGCCCUUAUUCUAACAAUUGUUUACAGCCAUUCAGGUAUACAGUACCAUUUCCCCAAGACAGGCACCUUACUAAUUGAUUUUAAG